This is a messenger RNA of Aureobasidium musti, 1635 nucleotides long. NCBI's taxonomy places the organism in Eukaryota, Fungi, Ascomycota, Dothideomycetes, Dothideales, Saccotheciaceae. The record is from the annotation of a GenBank genome assembly.
UUGUUUGAUUCCUCGUACUCGUUCGACCCCAACCAGACUCCGCACGACCCCUCGACCUACAACGCUCGCCGACCUUCUCAGCACACCGCUACUCUCGAUGUCGACACAUACCAAUUGGAACAGAUCAAACGCGAUAGUGGGAGAAGCAUGAGGAAGGGAAGCAGUAACUCACGAAACUCGAGCCCUCAGAAAGGUCCAGUGUCCCACGUACGCCGACCGUCAACAUCUCACAAUCGACCCUCAGCACCUCUUGCGAUACCCCGUGCUGAGUCUGAAAAUGCUAUCGACCCUGACCCUGAAAGAUCAGCCUGGAUCCAUCGCGACAAACUUGCUCGAAUUGAAAGCCAGGAAAUGGCCGCUGCCGGCUUUGGUGUGCCUCGUACAAGCCAUCGUCGCCAGAGUCGUUCUGAUAGCCGUUCUGCAAGUCGAUCGGCCAGUCGCAAUGCCGCCUCGCGUAAUCAAACGAGUCAGCUUGCCUUCACCGGCGAGAGCGUUGUUCCCAAGGUGCCUGGAUUUGAAGAACAAACUGAAGCAGGCGCGAACCAGGAUCAGGAUUCUGAUGAUUACGAGGAAAUGUUGCGGGAGGAGCCCCGGGUAGACCGCAACAUGUAUAGUAGAAGUCUCCCAAGGCCUACUGUAUCUCGUAUACCUGUUGCGAGAGCCAGUCCUGCACCUNNCUUGCGCAGAGUGUUGUUGAACGCGACUCUCCUCUACCCUCGCAGCAUGAGUAGUCCUCUUGGAGAUAGUGCAAGCAGCAGACAUCGCAGUCGAAGCUUGGGAAACCCCGCUAUGGUGGCCGAGCCCACAAGUACGCGAUCUGGGAUGUCCUCGAAGCCAAGGCCUCGCAGUUCCCAUAUACAGGACUCGCCCAGUGCUACCGAAUCGCCUUCACUGAGUACACGCACAACGCAGUCCAUGACCGCUGCGACGAGGGCGAAAGCAAUGAACAAAGCUGCAGCAGGAGGCUCUGUGGGUAGGAAGACCAUCCCUCGUACCGCUUCAAAGGCUAGAAACACUUCGCCAAAAGACAGUCCAGUGAGAAGGCCCACAUCUGCCUCCACCAGGUCUCGGCCGACCUCAAUCCACAUGAGACCAGAGGGAGAGGCGCCUUGGGUUGCCACGAUGUAUAAGCCUGAUCCCAUGCUCCCGCCGGACCAGCAAAUGCUUCCUACUCACGCGAAGCGUGCAAUGCAAGGUGGAUCGGAUAGUGCAGAUGAGGCCGAUCAGUCUUACCCACUGAACAUAGAUUCUUUGAGUGACGAGGAGCUAGCCAGAAUUGGAGCUUUGCCUUCGCCCGAGUCAGCUAAACAAACGAAUACCACUACGCCUGGACAACAAGGCACGAAUACCAUUCCACCACCAUGGCCUCUUAAAAGCAUCCAGAGCGAUGCUAGAAGUCAAGCUGGAAGUGCCAGAAGUCCAACUGGUGGAUACACUAUCACUCCAAAAAUUGCGCCUCCCAUCGCUCCUCCGAAAUCUCCAAAACCACCAGCAAAUCUGCCUCAGACUAUCAGCUCGGUCAACUCUGGUGUACAAAGAGUACCAGACCUCGACGAGAAGGAAGAUGGCAAGAAAAGAAGAGUGCCGCAUGCUCGUCCUAGCAAGCGAAUGGCGUUGUGUCUUGCCUUCAAAGCG